Molecule: messenger RNA, 5534 nt
Organism: Anopheles darlingi
Lineage: Eukaryota; Metazoa; Arthropoda; Insecta; Diptera; Culicidae
Gene: klu
Product: zinc finger protein 853
Exons: 2
Coding region: 1952-4099 (715 amino acids)
Biological process (GO): regulation of transcription by RNA polymerase II
Molecular function (GO): DNA-binding transcription factor activity; RNA polymerase II cis-regulatory region sequence-specific DNA binding
Source: RefSeq, a predicted model, not a curated record
UCGGUUCUGUUUUUCUCGUGCCGGCACGUGCGUUCGCUACGCUCCGUUGCGGGUAUUCCGGCGGCGGCAACAGCAGCGUAUUUUUUGGGUUUCCAGUUUUCGGUGUCUAGCGUAGUAGCCCUCGUAGUCCUAGUAGCAGUAGUAGUACAUACGUCAUCGGUUCCUUAUUUGUGUUUUACGUUCUGGAACGUCACGCCCGCGAUUAGACACCCGCGUAGAAGUCGAUGUUUAGAUGUUCAUGUGCUUAUCGUAUGUGAUUGUGUCUAUGUGUGUAUGUGUGUGUGUACGUGUGAGUGUAGGUGUGCCCUAUCACCCCCUCCACCAGUGUCACUCGAUCGAGUAGAGAUCAGCAGCAGCAAAGCGGGCUUAUCUGUGUAGUUGUUAAUAGUAGUACGCGCCAUGACAGUGACGUCGAUCAUCGCAGCCGCUGAACAACUCAUCCAACUCGCCGCCGGGAGCAGCAUCCUUCUUCUUUGAAUACCGCACAAUGCCGGCUCGCGUUAUCAUCUACAAAAGUGAUCCAACCUCGUGUGUGUGUGUGUGUGUGAGCUAGCACAUUCUAAUCGCUAAUCCAACGACCGCGACAACGACAACGCUGACGGUGCCGCGAAGUGCAUUUGUGCCUCAAACGAUCUAGCAUCCGAUGAUCAUCGUCAGCAGCAGCAUAACCAUAACCGCGGUGAUUAUGUUCUAUGUUACGCCGGCGAGUUUGUGUCCGUGCGAGUCCGUGUGUACAUAGCGUGUUUCGGAGUAACAAGUAUUCGUUCCAACGCCCCAGAAGCCAGAGAGAGAGUCUUAUAAGUGCAAUACGCAACAAAACCGACGGUGGAAGUCGGGGAGGAUUUCAACCCCCUUUCCCUAUUCCCCUGGUGUGCCGAACGUGUGUCUGUGUGUGUGUGCAGCUGAUGUGCGGUGCGGUGUGGUGUGGUGAAGCAGCAGCAGCAACAUAACAGAAAGUGUCGCCGAGCAGUGAGCAAGCGCCAGGACACGGACACCCGGAGCGUCGUACAAAUAAGUCGACACCUGGGAGACGCGCCGGUCAGCGCUGAUUGGUUGGGUUGGGCAGCGACAACGACAACGACAACACCCCCACUGUCACCUCCCACCCCGCCGUUCAAUUUUAGUCAUCCCCCCUCCCUUCACGAGCUCUGUGUCUGUGUGUGUGUGUGUGUACAGCAACUCAAAAACGUGCUUACGCCUCAUCGCCUGUGGUUCUGGCAGAAAAUUCCCGCCGCCUGUCAUACUGUGACUAGAGCAGCAGCAACAGCAACAGCAACAGCAACGCCUUCGUCCCUCGCCAAGGCUCAGUAGGCUUCUUCUCCAAAACGACGACGAGUGUUUUUUCGAUGGUGUCUGUUUUGUGGUGACCGAAUCCGAAUCCCAGGAGUGCAUUUGCAGUGCUCACGCCACGAAAGUAAUCAAGCCGGUUCUUGAGUUCGAUGAUUUCAUGAUUCUUGCUUGCUCCGUUGGCGGUGUUAACGUUCGAGUUGCAAGCGUUUCGUGUGUUCCGUACCGUCGCUACCGACGCCAAAAACGGGGUGUCCGAGCAUCCUGAUAUAUUUCAGUACGUCAGUUUUGCGCGCCCGCGCGUGUGUGUGUACUUGUGUGUAGAGCAGUGUGUAUACCGUGUGUGUGUCUGCUGUGUCUGCCCCCCGCCCAGUGUGUACGUGUGCGCUGAUCGCGCGAAGCAAAACGGAAAUCCCGCGAAAAGCGAGAAAAAAAGGUAUCUCAAGAAGACCUUUUGUGUGUGGCAGGAGCAGCAGCAGCAGCAGCGACAACAACAGGAGCAGCAGCAGUGAAAACAGCCGAGAACGGAAGACCGAAAGAUCCUCUCAUCCCUUUUUCCGUUGUUACGCCCGGGGCCCCAGGAGCCUACUACUCCUCCAAACCGAGCCAGGCUGUGCCGGAACAGUGAAUUCGCCCACAAAACGAGAUCAUUUCAUCUGGAUGCAUGAUUGAUGCCGUUGAGUUUUCCUUGAUCCACCGGCAGCAUCACAGAACGACAGACCUAAUGACUAUGGCGGAUGGCGGUUAUGACCCAAUGGGGCACAUCCAGACGGGUCGUCCACAAGCCUACUACCUGUACCAGGUGGCAGCCGCCGCCCUGGAACAGCAGCAGCAGCUUCAGCAGCUGGAACAGCAGCAGCAACAGCAGCAGCGCCAGCAGCAGCAGCUUCAGCAGCAGCAACAACAGGCGGCAGCAGCGACCGCAGCAGCAGCAGCAGCCGCCGCCACAGCCGCAGCAACGGCCGAUCCUCAGGAAUCGUCCGAGAUUGGCUCGAACUCGACACCACCCCGAUCCAGCCCACCAUCAGAGGAUGGACACGAAAAUAACAACAAUCUGCCCGCGGCUGCCAACAACAAUCUGUUUCGCACCGAGCAGCACAAGAAACACAAACGGAAACGGUUGUCGGCGGUGCUGGACAAGCUGCACAACGGUGGCUCGGCCGUAGUCAACCACAACAACAACAACGUCGGUGAAGGUCAACCGUUUAAGCUCAAGUGUACGGAUUCGCGCUCGAGCGCCGAAGAUUCGGCCGCCGAGGAUGUGUUCCCGUACUCCGCUAGUCCGCGCAUCAGCAUCAGUCCCCUUCGGUUGAGCGAGGUCGAUGAGAACCAGCCACUCCAGCAGCAGCAGCAGCAGCGGUUACCAGCGGUGAAACAGGAGGCAGGAGCGCUGGCCUCAGCGACUCAGCUAAUCAUCCCCCCGCACGGCUAUGACCAACAGCUGCCAUCACCUUCGCAACUGCACCAGGCGAAGCUGGAAGCGCAGCUACAGCGCCUAACACCGCUCCAACCGACACAGAUCAAGCAGGAGCAGCAGGAUCCGCAGCAGCUCUACAAACAGCUCCAGUACUUUAACCCGCUGGCCCUGUUCAACUGUCUACCCGAACCGACCAAACUGCUCUACCAGGAGUUUGCCCGCCAACGAAGCCAUUCCGAUUCCGACCUUCAGCAGCAGCAACCGCAGCAGCAACAGCAGCAACAGCACAAGAAGCAGCAAGGACAGGCGCGCCAGCAAUCGACGAAGCAGCCAUCGAAGAAGAAACGAUUGAACGGCGGGAAGGCGACUGGUGCGGGUGCGGCAUCCCAGCAGCGUCAACGGCCACCGACCUCGAGCAGCCGGUGUAGCAAUGCCAGCAGCAACGGUGCGCCCCACGAUCCCCAGGAGCAUCCGCUCGAUCUGUCGAUGAAGUCGACCGGCAGUGGCAGCGGAAUGUCGCUGCUCGAUUCGCCUAGUCUCCUCGCCUCACCGGUGAUCAAGCAGGAACCCAAACUGGCCGACAGUCCACCGCCACCACCACCGCCACCGUCACGGGAUUCCCCGCUACCAGCGCUACAACCGCCACCACCAAAGCUGAUCGUGAAGCGCGAAGAUUGUCGCGAUCGUCGUCGAUCGUCCCCGUACGAGCAGCUGAACGGUUACGGGCAUCAUCACGGGGCCACCGUGACGGGUGGUCCCGGUUCCGGUCCCGGUGGUGCGCCCGGUUUCAACCUGAACGUGUCACCGGUCGUCGAGGAGAUGCCACCGGGUUCGGAUGUCGCCUACAUGUGCCCGGUCUGUGGGCAACUGUUUUCGCUUCAGGAUCGGUUGGCGAAGCAUAUGGCAUCGCGGCACAAGAGCCGUACCGGACCGACGGACAUUACCAAAUCGUACAUGUGCGAGGUCUGCCAUCGAUCGUUCGCCCGGUCCGACAUGCUGACGCGGCACAUGCGCCUGCACACCGGCGUCAAACCGUACUCGUGUAAGGUGUGCGGUCAGAUCUUCUCACGCUCUGACCAUCUCUCGACGCACCAGCGGACGCACACGGGCGAGAAACCGUACAAGUGUCCGCAGUGUCCGUACGCGGCCUGCCGCCGGGAUAUGAUCACGCGUCAUAUGCGCACCCACACGCGUUACGAUUCGCAGCGAGGUGGCGGUGGGCUGGGGGGUGGGAUAGGGAUAGGUCCGGGCGGUGACGGUGGCAGUCCACUGAUGGACCAGAAACCGCUUCUACUGCCCAUGGUUAGUCUGGGUACGGGGCGUAGCAUGAAGAAGCAGGUCAGCUUCGGGGGCGUCCCGACGAGCUACGUACUUGAGGCAAAUACUGAAUCGUAAGGGGGGUCGAUCGAUGUAGCUGGUGUUAGGUAGCGGAGGAACAUUCCUUUCGAGAGAGAGAGAGAGCUAAUUUUCAGAUUACAACGCACCUAAAAUGGCGCGCUGAAGUGAUUAUAGUUGUUGUUUUGGGCUAACACGUAGAGUUCCUGCUGUAUUAGAAGAGAGCAGCCGUCGUACGUUAGUAUUUGUGUGUGCGUGUGCGUGUACGUGUGAGUUUGUGUCGAUGUCUAGUAACUUCUAGUUCUUUAGGUUCUUGUUCCUCGUUUUUUUCCCCGAUUUGGGUGUGCAUCGUAGUUCUUCGUAACCGGUAGAGAAGAGAGGUAGUCAGCAGAUCCCUCAAGAGGCUAGUGGACCAGUAUAGGAUACAGAGGAGCAGAAGGAGCAGAGUAAUACUAUCUUUGUGUAUGUGUGUGUCCGUUUUUGCAAACAAAUCUCGAUGGUUGUGAACAAUGUUUUGUUUUUAGAAUUCUGCAAGCAGGACACACGAGGUGGGUGGUCACUGCACUGCGCACUACUGUACCCGAUCGGGUUUCCCAUAAAUUACAUUUGAUUUCAGUGGAACGAGUGGUUUCGGAGCUUUACGCUCGUCAUUAGUCGAACCGAGGGAGUUAGAAGUAAGCGACAAGCAGGAGCAGUAACAGAUUUCUACGACGAGACCACAAUCCGGUUCGCCAAACAUUCCCUUUCCCCUGGAAAACGAAAACAACAUGUAACGUAUUCCUCGAGUUUGGUCGCAUCAUCCCGUCGUUGUUGAUCGUCGUAAUGCACGACACAAGGUCUAGUGUAGCAAUAGGUAGCAACAGUCAUGACGCCGUGACGUCCCCGUACGCCUUACUAACACGUGUGCCUUAUUACGAGGGAAACAGAAGAAUGUAACCAAUGUGUAGUAGCCGGCUGUUAGUAGCCCGAAGGGAGCCAUAUAGGGGAACAGUAUUGGAGCGAAACAGUUCAAGAAACAGAACCCACGUAACGUACAACAUGACAACGACAACCGGGAUGUGAUGAUUUGAAUGGUGUAGCACCUCUUUUUGGAACCCAAAACCAGAUUAGACAAACCCGUAGUAGUAGCAGCAGCAGUAGUACUAGUACAGUUCCCAUAAACUCCUUGGCGCACUCGUAGCUUCACAGAAAAACAAACUUCCUUUUUCCACCUUCUUCCUGCUUGCCUCCACGGAUUGGAUGUACGGUAUGCAGUACGGCAUAACGAGCAGUACUUGGCAUGGACCUUCCGCAACGGACGACCGGAAAAGUCCUGGAGUCCCUGCACCACCACCACCACCACUAUUACUGCAUGAUCUUAAUUUAAAUUUUCAAUCAUGCAAAUUGAAUAUUAAACCUUGCACACCUCGUCUUCACCGGCCACCACGAGCGUUGGCCAGUAGUCCGGCCCGGAGGGGGCCAGGGUCUUGGCAUCAUCACUCUUCUUGCAGUCGCC